Pararge aegeria (speckled wood butterfly) is the source of this 1776-nucleotide messenger RNA. RefSeq names its product alpha-amylase-like. Gene Ontology annotation, molecular function: alpha-amylase activity; cation binding. The record is from RefSeq and is a predicted model, not a curated record. Gene Ontology annotation, biological process: carbohydrate metabolic process. The coding region runs from base 133 to 1620 and encodes 495 amino acids. Lineage: Eukaryota; Metazoa; Arthropoda; Insecta; Lepidoptera; Nymphalidae. The transcript is spliced from 11 exons.
GAGAUGAGACGCCCGUUGAAAAUGAUUUGACACUUCUUAGUUAAAUGUGUUAUCUGUACCUACGGAUAACCUAUUGAGCUAUAAUAUUUUACGAGUUGUGAAUUCUCUCGUUUGGAUAAUUAUUGAAUCGAAAUGAAUCUGUAUCUACUGCUUAUAACCUUCAGUCUAGUAAAUGGUGACACUAGAAACAACAUGUUACCAAACCGAACUACAAUAGUCCAUCUGUUCGAAUGGAAGUGGAGAGAUAUCGCUGAUGAGUGUGAAAGAUUUCUCGGCCCAAAAGGAUUUGGAGGAGUGCAGAUAUCACCUCCAUCCGAGAAUCUGAUUAUUAACACAGGCGAUAAAGGUAGAACUUGGUACGAGCGCUAUCAAGUUAUGUCAUACAAGCUUACCACACGUUCCGGGAAUCGAUCAGAACUCUUAGAUAUGACAAGGAGGUGUAACAGAGUUGGCGUAAGGAUUUACGCAGACGUUGUGGUCAACCAUAUGACAGGUUCCCAAACUGAUAAUAAAGGAACUGGUGGCAGUACUGCUAACUUUGAUAAAUAUGAUUACCCUGGCGUGCCUUAUAAUGCAUCUCACUUUCACCAUCCUUACUGUGAAAUAAAUAACUAUUAUGAUGCAAGUGAGGUCAGAGAUUGUCAAUUACUCGGAUUGAAGGAUUUAAAUCAAACCGAAGAGUAUGUGAGAAGAAAAAUAGUCAAAUAUUUUAAUACUCUCAUCAAACUUGGCGUUGCGGGAUUCAGAGUAGACGCAGCCAAACACAUGUGGCCGAAUGAUCUCAAAGAGAUUUAUAAGAGGCUCGAUAAUCUCAAUCCCGCAUUCGGAUUUGCGGCAGACGCGAAACCUUAUAUUUACCAAGAGGUGAUUUAUUACGGCAAUGAACCUAUCCGUCCGGAGCAGUACACGCCCCUUGGAGAUGUCACUGAAUUUAGAGUUGGUAGCGAACUGAAAAAUGUAUUUCGUGGUGAUAACGCUAUGAAGUGGCUGAUAUCAUGGGGCCCACAUUGGGGCCUGUCGCCAAGUGAAACUGCACUUGUCUUCAUCGACAAUCACGACACGCAGCGAAGUAACGAUGUGUUGACAUAUAAAGAAGCUAGGGCUUAUAAGGCAGCCAUAGCUUUUACGCUGGCACACCCAUACGGGAACCCUCGUGUGAUGAGCAGUUACUUCUUUGAAGACAGUGAUCAAGGUCCUCCUAGUGAUGACAAAGAGAACAUCGUAUCGCCGAGUAUUAACGACGACAACACAUGCGGCGGAGGCUGGGUCUGCGAGCAUCGAUGGCGUCAGAUCUACCAAAUGGUGGCUUUCAGGAACACUGUUAACAAAUCUCCCAUACUAAAUUGGUGGGAUGACGGCAACAAACAAAUUGCCUUCGGAAGGGGUGAUAUGGGAUUUGUCGUGAUUAAUGGUGAUUUAACCGACUUGUAUCAAACGUUACAGACAGGUUUACCAGCUGGCGCGUACUGCGAUAUUAUUACUGGUGAAAAAAUCGGCGCAGAGUGUACGGGCCGCAAAAUAAAUGUUGAUAACAACGGUCUAGCUGAUUUCUUUAUAGCUAAAGAUGCUGAGGAUAUGCACUUGGCUAUACAUGUUGGACCAGAGUCAAGAAUUUAUUAACAUGUUCAACUCGAUACGACCCGCCGAAUCUGCACAUCCGUAAUUUUCAUCAACUAAAAUCCAAGAAAGUACUUCGACAAGCGUUAAAUCGGAUUAAGAAUGUCUACGAAAGGAUAUUUUAAUUAUGUUAUUGCAUUUUAUAUAUAACUUGAAAUA